Gymnogyps californianus (California condor) is the source of this 2345-nucleotide messenger RNA. RefSeq names its product general transcription factor IIA subunit 1 like (gene GTF2A1L). The record is from RefSeq and is a predicted model, not a curated record. NCBI's taxonomy places the organism in Eukaryota, Metazoa, Chordata, Aves, Accipitriformes, Cathartidae. The transcript has 9 exons. Bases 1 to 1494 code for a protein of 497 amino acids. Gene Ontology annotation, biological process: transcription initiation at RNA polymerase II promoter; transcription by RNA polymerase II. Gene Ontology annotation, cellular component: transcription factor TFIIA complex.
AUGGCUCACCCUAACCCCGUGCCUAAACUAUACAAGUCCAUUAUCGAAGAUGUGAUUGAAGGUGUGCGGGAACUCUUUGCAGAAGAGGGUUUAGAGGAACAAGUUCUGAAAGACUUGAAGCAGCUUUGGGAAACCAAGGUGAUGCAAUCUAAAGCAACAGAAGGCUUCUUCAGACAUAGCCACCAUUCUCCACAGUUUACCCUGCAGUUGCCGCACAAUUUUCACCGUGUUCUGCAGGCUUCAGCAGCUUCUUUAGUCAUCCCAACUGGCAGAGGUUUUCAGCAUUUCAUGGCAGCAGACCUGGGUGCUUCACGAGCAGGUGCAACUCUUACUCUCCCUUCGGGUAUUGCUUAUCCUAUACAUGUACCAGCUGGAGUGACGCUACAGACAGCAUCUGGGCAACUUUAUAAGGUAAAUAUGCCUGUUAUGCUUACACAGGCCCCAGGAGAUGCAAGUAUUCUACAUCAUCCUGUUCAGCAGAUAUUUCAGCCCCUUGGGCAACCUUCAGCUCUGCAAGCCAACAGUGCCAGUGUUGCGCAGGUGAAUGCUGCUUCUGCCCAGGCGACUGCUGAAACGUUGCAACCCCAGGAGACUGCUGUCCAACAGACCAUGGUAUUUCAACCUAAUAUCAUGGAAAAAAACCACCUGGAGAACUCUGCCAAUAGUACGUUGGUCCAGCAGCCUUCUGUGAGUCAGCAGCAGCUUGCAACUAAUGCAGUGUUGAAUCAGUGUGCAGACUCAACAGAAAAAUCCCAGCACAGCAAUCUUCACACAGCUGUGUUUACUCCAGAAUCCUCUGAAGGGUUUUCUCCCGCUGAAUCCUUGGCAAACAACUCCAGCAGUGUACUGCUGGAUGUGGAGGGGCAGUUAGACACUGAGCCUCAGGAGUCGGUGCGACAGCAGGUGUCUGAUGAUAUCAUUGACCUGAUUAUCAUGGGCAAAAGUUUGGAUGAUAACGCUGUUCUGAACGAUCAGGACAGCAUUGCUUCCUCUGACAAGAUGGAACCUACUGAGCAGAUUGAAUCUAAUUUACGAUCAGGGAAGGAUAUCUGCAGUGACAUUGAAGGCAUAAUUCAGCUAGAUGGUACUGGUGAUGUUUCUCCCAAGGAAGAAAUACCACAUACAAAAGACAGGGAAGAGAAUGAAUUCAUUGGCAUUAUUGAAUCAGAGGAUCUAAAAGUUCUGGAGGAUGAGGAUGAGGAAGACGAUGAUGAAGAAUGUGACAGUAUUUCAAACACGGACUCUAGCAGCAGUGGUGGUGAUAAUGAAGAGCCCCAAAUAGAUAUAGUUGAGGAGGACCCCUUAAAUUCUGGUGAUGAUGUCAGUGAACAGGACACUCCAGACUUGUUUGACACCGACAAUGUGAUAGUUUGUCAGUAUGACAAGAUACAUCGAAGUAAGAACAAGUGGAAGUUCUACUUAAAAGAUGGAGUGAUGUCCUUUGAGGGUAAAGACCAUGUUUUUGCAAAAGCCAUUGGAGAUGCAGAGUGGUGAAACCUCACUAAAGUAUGUACUUUAAGUGUGGCAUUACUCCCUUAUGAACCUUCUGUGAAACAACUAGACUUUCCAUUGUUUUGCCAUAAAAAAAACCCCAAAACAACAAACCAACAAAACAACAAAGCUGUGAUAAAAAUAUGCAAAAUCAGGGUUGUUAAUACAUGCAAACUAAAACACUGUAUUGUUAGCUGCUCAGCUGUCUUUGCUGUUCUUUUCUGAUUAUUUCAUUACUUUUCUACCCAAGAAACAUCAUUGGAACGAAUAGAUUUAAAGACUGAAAUGUUGAAUCUGUUAGUAAUUCAAGAAAGUCAUGGAAUACUAAGUGACUAUAUGUAAGUAAAUUUCAGUUCUGUUGGUUUUCUUUCCACUUUUUAAAAUAAGAGCUAAAGUAUGACUUGAACUACACAGUUGUUGGUGAUACUAUCUAUUUCUUUUCAAAGGCUGCUGAGUUUAAAAAAGAAAAAAAAGCAACAUCUGUGCAAGUCUGAAACCUAUGGCUGUUUCAGCUGUGUACUUCUUUCUCCCCUUUCCUUCCUCCCUUACUCUUUUGUUGUUGCUUUGUGGGUUUUUGACUUCAGCUUAAAGGCAGGCACUUUAGAUUUAAGUCAGGAAAUGUGGGUGGAAGACCCCUGAGCUCUCAAUAUAUGAGAAUUAUUAUUGUUUAUUCUAUACCCUCUAUGUCUACUGAGAUGCAAUGAAUAGUGUGAUUUAACAUUAAAAUGUGAUUUAUUUUCACUGUCAAUGCAAAGUCAUUUCAGUUUGCUUCUGUACAUACUCACCAUGUUCUAGGACUACAGACCAGUAAGCUGUGAAUGAUACAAAUUGUGCAUAAUAAUAAAAUGUCAUCU